Serendipita indica DSM 11827 is the source of this 1047-nucleotide messenger RNA. NCBI's taxonomy places the organism in Eukaryota, Fungi, Basidiomycota, Agaricomycetes, Sebacinales, Serendipitaceae. The record is from the annotation of a GenBank genome assembly.
AUGUUUUCGAAAGUAUCGCUCGUCACCGCGCUCAUUGCUGGCGUUGGAUACGCCUCCGCGUCUGCUCAGCAAGCCGCAGUGGCCAACGCCCAACCGCAACCUACACAGCCCCCAUCAAUGGCGGAUGCUCCAUAUCUUUCGUCGAUGCCCUACGAUUGGAUGUCUACCCAGGGCUAUUCCUCUGUUGGUUGUGGUUACGGCUACUCCAGAGGGGCAGACAACCGCUGUCAACGCGAGAACUGGUAUUCAUUUUCGGGAUGCUACCAGACAACAACCAUCAUCCGUGAGCAAUGUGGUCCACCAAAGACGGUCACAAAGACUCUCAGCCGCACCCAUACAAUGACAGAGCAGCCCGCGCCAACGACAGUUCGUGUCACCAAGACGAAGACCAUGACAGAAACAAAGAUGGAGCUCUUGAGCACCCAAGUACUGCUUUCGACUCAAAUCCACGAUCGCAUCACGACCAUUGAAAAGACCAAGACGGCGACGGCGCUACUGACCGACUUCCGCACCGAGGUUGUUCAUGCUACGACACACUUGACAGAAGUAGCCACCGCCACGCGUGACGUCUUUUCGACCGUCACAGAGGUUUAUACCACGGUCGUACCAACGACAUAUACCUCUGUCUGGCUCGCAACGGAGACGGAAGAUCGCACUCGGGUCGUCACAAAGACCAAGAGCGCGAUUGUGACCGAAAAUCGAGUCGUGACAUCCACCCGCACAAACUUUUUAACAAAGACACUCGAUUUGACUGUCACUUACUUCCAAACGCUGCCUACGACCAUUGUCGAGCACUUUUUGAGCACGAAGACUAUCGACCGCACAAAUGUGCAAACAGUCACCGCUGUACGCACGUUUAGCACCGACGUGACCUUGACCCGGACACGUACAGAGGAACAAACCGCUACCGUCACUCAGGAACGCCUGGUCGAUAAUACUCAGCUGAGCGAUUGUUUGAACACGUGCAAGGGCAAGUGGAAUAUGCUGGCACCAGCACACAGUCAACAGACGACCGCCCAUGCGCAGCCGACGUACAGGAGUUACUAA